AGGAGGCGUCUGUGAUGGCCGCAGCGCAGUCAAUAAUCUUGUUGUUUCUGGUAGCGGUCCUGGGGAAGGCUGAACCGGAGCAGGAAAACGAUACCCUGUACUCGGAGGAAGAUCCCACGAAUAAAACGGGGCCCAGCGAGAUACCCGAGGUUCGGAGGGAACAGAGAGCUGGACGCAGAGCGGGCAGUUUGUCAGCCUGCCCCUGUGAUCUGCACCCAGGCUUCUGUGACCUCAACUGCUGCUGUGAUUCAAGAUGUGGCUCCAAAUGCAGUGUGGAGGGCUCUGAGUGCCCCUUCUCCUUCUGUCUUCCAGGCAGCACCAGGGCUGUGAGUUGGAUGUGUUUAGAGAAAUCUCUCAUUUUCCAAAAUAACACCCCUUACUUUACUGAAAUAGUUUCUGAUUCUAAUGGAUGUACGUUGCUCUUCUGUGUGCAGCUAAAUAACUCAAAGCUGAACUAUUUCCAGAAGCCACGGGUAAUUACAAAAGAAAAUUUACCAGCACUGUUAGCACAAUAUGAAGGGCCAUCAUUCAUCUUACCAGAACAAACAGAGCCAUCUCCAUCUACCUUUUACCGGGUGGGGGAUCCAAUCCAGAUUUCCUUUGCUGCAUCAUCCAUAUUGAGUGUACUCAAACAACCGACAAGCAUGUUUGCCAGUCAACUUUGCGUUGAUGAAAAUCCCGCUGGUUUUCUGGAGAGUAAAAGCACAAGCUGCAUUCGCAUCUUUACCAACCUGACUAGAAGCUGUACCACUGAUCCUGCAUUGAAUGCAGCUUCAUACUACCGUGACUUCAGUGUGCUGAAGGUUCCAGUCAACUUGACUGUUUUCCAGCCUUUACAGGUCAAGAUAAUUCCUGUCUCAAUGCCUGCACCUCCCAGGAUGAUUGGCAGUACAUGCUACAAUGUUGUUUCUGAGGUGGUCUAUAAAGUGGAGUUCAAUGGGAUCCAUGGAAUUCAGAAUGUUUCUGUCCAGUUUAACCUGGCCAACAUAUAUGGAGAACCAAGAUCCAUACUGCAACAGCGUUUUUCUCUGAACUUUUGGAACAGAAGCCCUUUUAUCAACAAACAGAGAAGUGGUAAUCCUGGAUAUAUCACUGGAGCACCGCUAGUAGCUUUAUACAAUGACACUCAGCAAUACGUAACCGUUUUGCAGAAUCAAGAUAAUGGACAAUGCUCAGAGAAGAGAUACAGGAUACGGUUUAGAGAGAGCAUGAGGAGUGGCUGCCAGUUCAAUGCAUCUGUCAAGUUGGAGGAGACAAAUUGUGUCCACUUGCAGAAUAGUAUGUAUCAAGCCUUCCAGGGGCCACAUUACCCAGGGAGGCUAGCCAUAACUGGUAAUGCUGAUGCAAGCAAUCCGGGAGAAUGGAACAACAUCUUCACCCAAAGAUGCACCAUGCAAGGAAUACAGCCAAGUGUGCAUUGUAUGAUUCCCAUUUCCCUGGAGAUCCAAGUGAUAUGGGCCCAGGUGGGCCUUCUGUCUAACCCACAAGCUCAGGUUUUGGGAGCCCGGUACCAUUAUAUCUGCAAGCUGCAGUCCCUAGGUACCUAUAUCAACAUGUUGCCAUUGAUGACUACGGUUGCCUUCACCGAUGUCACCAAGUGGCCAGAGCCACCACGUAGCCAGCCCAGAGUCUACUGGAAACUCCCAUUUGACUUUUUCUUCCCUUUCAAAAUGGCAUUCAGUGGCGUUGGGAGAAAUUCAGGAAACCAAGCUGGCACCCUGCUGGUGACCUUAACAUUGUGUGGAUCACUUAUCUUGAACACUUGAACUGAAGAACCAUCUGCAAGGGUCAUAUCAAGCUGAUUGUGCUUUCUAUGACCUAGCCUGGAAUUAGGAUUGAUAGCUCCAUGGAUGAAGGAUUACUUUAGAUAAAGCUAAUCCUCCCAGCGAAAGGAGCAGUAUGGAACCUAUGUGUUAGAUGCCUGAGACACUUGGAGUCCAGAACCACUAGCCCAUGUUAUAUACACAUGUCACUAUAGCCAAAAUCUGGCUUUCAUCCCCACUCGGGUAAUUAUUAAUAGUUGUGCUAUAAGUGAUUGUGCUUUGUCUCGUCAUGAGUGAAUUUUCUUACUUUACCUUAGACUCGCUGUAUUUUAGUCUGAUCCAAGGUGAUACUGGCACAACUUCUGCAUAUGAUCUUAUUUGUGUCCCCAAAAGCCUUUCUAGGAAAUUGCUUUCAUGUGAAUAGGAGUCUUUCUAUCUUGAAGGAUACCAUAAAAGUAGGAGGAAACCUGUAACUUCAAGUAUGUUUUCCUUUGCUUGUUAGGGGUAAACUUGGGACACUUGGUAAUUCACACCUUUGAAAUAAAAGUUAGUACUCUAUCUACAUGGAUAAAGAAAUGGUAUCAUUUCUGUACUGAUGAUAACUUAAUCAUGUCCUCAUUGCUGUGACUUACCUUUUAUAGUUCCAGUUCUUGAUCUUUGUACCUGUUGCUGUGGUAAGAAUCAGCCUUUCCCAGAGGAGUUAAAGUUAUUAUUGAUAUGACAAUCACUGAACAAGAUACGUCCACAAGAAUGUCUGUCGCACUAGGAUCUGGGAAGUCCCCAUUGGGGUAAAAGGUGGGGAAUGAAUGAAUACAGCAGAAGCUGGUGUGGUGCUGCAUGGGGAUCUUUCAUUGUAUGGAUUUUAGGUACAUUUAAGUAUUAUGUGUAUAUGUUGUAUCAACAUGUGUAUUUGGUGGGAAAUGAACUUGUGUGUGUGUGUUGCAACUUAAGUUCUACUGAAGUUUCUCAAUCUUUUAUACUUUUAAUAAACACUCUUACCAGGUUCAGUAUAUAAAACACUCAGAAAGAUGAGGUAUCUUGUUACAAAAGAGUUUGCAUAUAUGAAGCUUCCACAUGCAUCUUCUCCCUCUAUGUGAACUAUCAGGUUUUGCAAAAGGCUACCUAUGUGAUUGUCAAUACCACUUUAUUAGCAUUAGCAGUUUUAUUCUUUUACUAUUAUUUCACAUUGUGGUAUGUAGAUGGUGUGUCAUGUAUCUUUCUUUCAGUAAUGAAACUUCAGAAGCGAUUACAAUGUUUUGUUCCUUGGCUUUCCUUUGAAUAAAAAGGAGUGUGGUACCUGGAA
This is a messenger RNA of Eublepharis macularius, 3066 nucleotides long. RefSeq names its product tectonic family member 3 (gene TCTN3). The coding region runs from base 15 to 1766 and encodes 583 amino acids. Gene Ontology annotation, biological process: cilium assembly; smoothened signaling pathway. The record is from RefSeq and is a predicted model, not a curated record. NCBI's taxonomy places the organism in Eukaryota, Metazoa, Chordata, Lepidosauria, Squamata, Eublepharidae. The transcript is spliced from 14 exons.